Messenger RNA from Propithecus coquereli (Coquerel's sifaka), 9451 nucleotides. It is a transcript of the gene CHD2, whose product is annotated as chromodomain helicase DNA binding protein 2. The transcript is spliced from 40 exons. NCBI's taxonomy places the organism in Eukaryota, Metazoa, Chordata, Mammalia, Primates, Indriidae. Gene Ontology annotation, biological process: nucleosome organization; regulation of transcription by RNA polymerase II. Gene Ontology annotation, cellular component: nucleus; chromatin. The record is from RefSeq and is a predicted model, not a curated record. Gene Ontology annotation, molecular function: chromatin binding; DNA binding; ATP hydrolysis activity. The coding region runs from base 594 to 6134 and encodes 1846 amino acids.
AGUGUCAAUCAAAGGCAGAGCUCUCAGAGCUGGGAAGGAGGCUCUAGAUGGCGGCUGUGCCUUAGAGCGCGCUCUGCUCCCUGCCUUUGCCUCACUUUACGCAACUUUCCCUAACUUUUGGGUAGCCUCAGGGGGCCCCCGCAGCCCCCUGCCUCUCCUAGUGACUUACUGGGGUCGAUUCGAACCCUUUUUAGGGAGAAAAACAGCUUUUAGGAGCUUUCUUUUCGUGCCUUGUUGGAAAGAAGCAGCCGUACUGAGAGCCCAGGUCGUUGUUUUUUCCAGCUUAGAAGCCAUGGCGCACCUCCAUUUUUGUGCGCUCUCCUAAUGAGGUUUUUUUUUCUUUCGGACCCGUUUUGGUAUUAAUUAUUGCUUUAUUUUUUGACCAGUUAACAUAUUUGAGGAUUAUUUUAUUUAUUUUUCAUUUUUUAACGGAGGAUUUUGCCUUUAUUUUUAAUUAUUUGGGAUCUGAUAUUUUUCUACUACUAGAUAGGACUCUUGCUUUGGACAUACUACAUGGAUCAGUAAAUACCUGGGCACAGGACUUCAAAGCAAACACAGAUUCCCCCUCCCCCUUAAUAUUUAAGAAUUAAAAGAUGAUGAGAAAUAAGGACAAAAGCCAAGAGGAGGACAGUUCGCUACACAGCAAUGCAUCGAGUCAUUCAGCCUCUGAAGAAGCUUCAGGUUCAGACUCAGGCAGUCAAUCGGAAAGUGAGCAGGGCAGUGAUCCAGGAAGUGGACAUGGCAGCGAGUCGAAUAGCAGUUCUGAAUCUUCUGAGAGUCAGUCGGAAUCUGAGAGUGAAUCAGCAGGUUCCAAAUCCCAGCCAGUUCUUCCAGAAGCCAAAGAGAAGCCAGCCUCUAAGAAGGAACGGAUAGCUGAUGUGAAGAAGAUGUGGGAAGAAUAUCCUGAUGUUUAUGGGGUCAGGCGGUCCAACCGAAGCAGACAAGAACCCUCACGAUUUAAUAUUAAGGAAGAGGCAAGUAGCGGGUCUGAGAGUGGGAGCCCAAAAAGAAGAGGCCAGAGGCAGCUGAAAAAACAAGAAAAAUGGAAGCGGGAGCCCUCAGAAGACGAACAUGAACAAGGCACCAGUGCAGAGAGUGAGCCAGAGCAAAAGAAAGUGAAAGCCAGAAGACCCACCCCCAGAAGUUUCAUAGAUAUUUCUGAAUUGCCUACCAAAGAGAUACCAUCACACCAUGCCGUAACAGUGCCCAAACCCCGUGUUAAAAAGCAACCUAAGGCUCAGCGUGGAAAGAGAAAAAAGCAAGAUUCUUCUGAUGAUGAUGAUGAAGAUGAUGAAGCUCCCAAAAGGCAGACUCGUCGAAGAGCAGCUAAAAAUGUUAGUUACAAAGAAGAUGAUGACUUUGAGACUGACUCAGAUGAUCUUAUUGAAAUGACUGGAGAAGGAGUUGAUGAGCAACAGGAUAACAGUGAAACUAUUGAAAAGGUCUUAGAUUCAAGACUGGGAAAGAAAGGAGCCACCGGAGCUUCUACUACUGUAUAUGCAGUUGAAGCUAAUGGAGACCCUAGUGGUGACUUUGACGCUGGAAAGGAUGAAGGUGAAAUCCAAUACCUCAUCAAGUGGAAGGGUUGGUCUUAUAUUCACAGCACAUGGGAGAGUGAAGAAUCCUUACAGCAACAGAAAGUAAAAGGCCUAAAAAAACUAGAGAAUUUCAAGAAGAAAGAGGAUGAAAUCAAGCAAUGGUUAGGGAAAGUUUCUCCUGAAGAUGUGGAAUAUUUCAACUGCCAACAGGAGCUGGCCUCAGAGUUGAUUAAACAGUAUCAGAUAGUAGAAAGAGUAAUAGCUGUGAAGACAAGUAAAUCUACAUUGGGUCAAACAGAUUUUCCAGCUCAUAGUCGGAAGCCGGCACCUUCAAAUGAACCUGAAUAUCUUUGCAAAUGGAUGGGACUGCCCUAUUCAGAGUGUAGCUGGGAAGAUGAAGCCCUGAUUGGAAAGAAAUUUCAGAACUGCAUCGAUAGCUUCCACAGUAGGAACAACUCAAAAACCAUCCCUACAAGAGAAUGCAAGGCCCUGAAGCAGAGACCACGAUUUGUAGCUUUAAAGAAACAGCCAGCGUAUUUAGGAGGGGAGAAUCUGGAGCUCCGAGAUUAUCAGCUAGAAGGUCUCAACUGGCUUGCUCAUUCCUGGUGCAAAAGUAACAGUGUAAUCCUUGCUGAUGAAAUGGGCCUAGGAAAGACCAUCCAGACCAUAUCAUUCCUCUCCUACCUGUUCCACCAACACCAGCUGUAUGGCCCCUUUCUUAUAGUCGUCCCUUUAUCCACCCUCACCUCAUGGCAGAGGGAGUUUGAAAUCUGGGCACCAGAGAUUAACGUAGUGGUUUACAUAGGUGACCUGAUGAGCAGAAAUACGAUACGGGAGUAUGAAUGGAUUCAUUCCCAAACCAAAAGGUUGAAGUUCAAUGCACUUAUAACAACAUACGAGAUCCUCUUAAAAGAUAAGACUGUGCUGGGCAGUAUUAACUGGGCCUUUCUGGGAGUGGAUGAAGCCCAUCGGUUGAAGAAUGAUGACUCUUUAUUGUAUAAAACUCUGAUUGAUUUCAAGUCCAACCAUAGGCUCCUGAUUACGGGGACCCCUCUUCAGAAUUCCCUCAAAGAGCUCUGGUCCUUGCUGCACUUUAUUAUGCCGGAGAAGUUUGAGUUCUGGGAAGAUUUUGAAGAAGACCAUGGCAAAGGGAGAGAGAAUGGCUACCAGAGUCUUCAUAAGGUGCUAGAGCCUUUCCUUCUCCGGAGAGUCAAAAAAGAUGUGGAGAAAUCCCUUCCUGCCAAAGUGGAACAGAUUCUCAGGGUAGAGAUGUCGGCCCUUCAGAAACAGUAUUACAAAUGGAUUCUGACCAGGAAUUAUAAGGCUCUUGCCAAAGGAACAAGAGGCAGCACAUCUGGUUUCCUUAAUAUUGUGAUGGAACUGAAAAAAUGCUGUAACCACUGCUAUCUGAUUAAACCCCCUGAAGAAAACGAAAGGGAGAACGGACAGGAGAUUCUUCUGUCCCUGAUCAGGAGCAGUGGGAAGCUGAUUCUGUUAGACAAACUGUUGACGAGACUUCGAGAAAGGGGGAACAGAGUCCUUAUCUUCUCUCAGAUGGUGAGAAUGUUGGAUAUUCUGGCCGAGUACCUGACUAUUAAACACUAUCCUUUCCAGCGUCUGGAUGGUUCCAUCAAGGGAGAAAUCCGAAAACAGGCACUGGACCACUUCAAUGCAGAUGGGUCUGAGGACUUCUGUUUCCUGCUUUCGACAAGGGCUGGUGGCCUAGGAAUCAAUUUGGCUUCAGCGGACACAGUCGUCAUCUUUGACUCUGACUGGAACCCCCAGAACGACUUGCAGGCACAAGCCCGAGCCCAUAGAAUUGGUCAGAAGAAGCAGGUAAAUAUUUACCGCUUAGUUACAAAGGGGACUGUGGAGGAGGAGAUCAUCGAACGGGCCAAAAAGAAGAUGGUAUUGGACCAUCUGGUGAUUCAACGCAUGGACACCACUGGCCGGACGGUCCUGGAAAAUAACUCGGGAAGGUCCAACUCAAAUCCUUUUAAUAAAGAAGAGCUGACAGCUAUUUUGAAAUUUGGAGCAGAGGAUCUCUUCAAAGAACUUGAAGGGGAGGAGUCAGAACCUCAGGAAAUGGAUAUAGAUGAAAUUUUGCGCUUGGCUGAAACCAGAGAGAAUGAAGUGUCAACAAGUGCAACAGAUGAGCUUCUGUCACAGUUUAAGGUUGCCAACUUUGCAACAAUGGAAGAUGAAGAAGAGCUUGAAGAGCGUCCUCACAAGGACUGGGAUGAGAUCAUUCCAGAGGAGCAAAGGAAAAAGGUAGAGGAGGAGGAGCGGCAGAAGGAGCUAGAAGAAAUUUAUAUGCUGCCUCGAAUUCGGAGUUCCACUAAAAAGGCUCAGACAAAUGACAGUGACUCUGAUACUGAGUCUAAGAGGCAGGCCCAGAGAUCCUCUGCUUCUGAGAGUGAGACAGAUGACUCUGAUGAUGACAAGAAGCCAAAGCGCAGAGGGCGCCCCAGAAGCGUGCGGAAGGACCUUGUGGAGGGGUUUACUGACGCGGAGAUCCGAAGGUUCAUCAAGGCUUAUAAGAAGUUUGGUCUCCCUCUUGAACGGCUGGAGUGCAUAGCUCGUGAUGCUGAGCUGGUAGAUAAGUCUGUGGCAGAUCUGAAACGCCUGGGUGAACUGAUUCACAACAGCUGUGUGUCAGCAAUGCAGGAAUAUGAAGAACAGCUGAAAGAAAAUGCCAGCGAGGGGAAAGGACCAGGGAAAAGGAGAGGUCCAACAAUCAAGAUAUCUGGAGUUCAGGUUAAUGUGAAAUCUAUUAUCCAACAUGAAGAAGAGUUUGAGAUGCUGCAUAAAUCUAUCCCUGUGGACCCAGAAGAAAAAAAAAAAUAUUGCUUAACCUGUCGUGUCAAAGCUGCGCAUUUUGAUGUGGAGUGGGGAGUGGAGGAUGAUUCUCGCCUGUUGCUGGGAAUUUAUGAACAUGGCUAUGGAAACUGGGAGUUAAUUAAAACAGAUCCAGAGCUUAAAUUAACUGACAAAAUUCUGCCUGUGGAGACAGAUAAAAAGCCCCAGGGGAAGCAGCUGCAGACCCGAGCGGACUACUUGCUGAAGCUGCUCCGGAAGGGUCUAGAGAAGAAGGGGGCUGUGACAGGUGGGGAAGAGGCCAAAUUAAAGAAGCGGAAGCCUCGAGUAAAGAAGGAAAACAAAGCGCCCAGACUGAAAGAUGAGCAUGGAAUUGAGUUUUCAUCUCCUAGACAUUCAGAUAAUCCAUCAGAAGAGGGAGAAGUAAAGGAUGAUGGCUUAGAAAAAAGUCCAAUGAAGAAAAAACAAAAGAAGAAAGAGAACAAGGAGAAUAAGGAGAAACAAAUGAGUUCUAGGAAAGACAAAGAAGGGGACAAGGAAAGGAAGAAGUCAAAGGAUAAGAAAGAGAAGCCUAAAGGUGGUGAUGCCAAAUCUUCAAGUAAAUCAAAGCGAUCUCAGGGUCCUGUCCAUAUUACAGCAGGAAGUGAACCUGUCCCUAUUGGAGAAGAUGAGGAUGAUGAUCUGGACCAGGAGACGUUCAGCAUAUGUAAGGAGAGGAUGAGGCCCGUAAAAAAGGCACUGAAACAGCUGGACAAACCCGACAAGGGACUAAAUGUGCAAGAACAGCUGGAACACACCCGAAACUGCCUGCUGAAAAUUGGAGACCGGAUAGCCGAGUGCCUUAAAGCCUACUCAGACCAGGAGCACAUCAAACUGUGGAGGAGGAACCUGUGGAUUUUUGUUUCCAAGUUUACAGAAUUUGAUGCUCGAAAACUACAUAAGUUAUACAAGAUGGCUCAUAAGAAAAGAUCUCAAGAAGAGGAGGAGCAAAAGAAGAAAGAUGACAUGAUUGGUGGUAAGAAACCAUUUCGACCAGAGGCCUCAGGCUCAAGCCGGGAUUCUCUGAUAUCUCAGUCCCAUACCUCACACAACCUUCACCCUCAGAAGCCUCAUUUGCCUGCCUCCCAUGGCCCACAGAUGCAUGGACACCCAAGAGAUAACUACAGUCACCCCAAUAAGAGACACUUCAGUAAUGCAGAUCGAGGAGACUGGCAGAGGGAAAGAAAGUUCAACUAUGGUAGUGGCAACAACAAUCCGCCGUGGGGCAGUGACAGGCACCAUCAGUAUGAGCAGCACUGGUACAAGGACCACCAUUAUGGGGACCGGCGACACAUGGAUGCCCAUCGUUCUGGAAGCUAUCGACCCAACAACCUGUCCAGAAAGAGACCUUAUGACCAGUACAGCAGCGACCGAGACCACCGGGGACACAGAGAUUACUAUGACAGGCACCAUCAUGACUCCAAGCGGAGGAGAUCUGAUGAAUUUAGGCCUCAAAAUUACCACCAGCAGGAUUUCCGAAGAAUGUCUGAUCACCGCCCCCCUAUGGGCUACCAUGGGCAGGGACCCUCAGACCAUUACCGUUCUUUCCACACAGACAAAUUGGGGGAAUAUAAGCAGCCCCUGCCCCCAUUGCACCCUGCGGUCUCAGAUCCUCGCUCACCCCCUUCUCAGAAAUCUCCUCACGAUGCCAAGUCACCCCUGGAUCAUAGGUCUCCUUUGGAGAGAUCACUAGAACAGAAAAACAACCCAGAUUAUAACUGGAAUGUUCGGAAAACAUAAAGGACAGCUCAGAAAGGGGAGCAAGAGUCAUCAAACACGUGGAUAUUUUUGGUCUGAUCCAACAGUAGCCAGUUACCUAGACCAGUAAGUGGAGUUUCUGGACAUGCCGCUGCUGUCAACUCGCUGGCUGAAGGAGCACUUCAAGGAGCGGAAGGCCUUUUAUUGGGUCCAGCUUUGAUGUGGGCCACCACUCCUGCACUUUGUCGCCCCAUCCUAUUCCAGCCUAGUUCUGGCCUCCCACUUUGAUGAGCCACUAGGAGGAAAGAUGACUUUUUGUGCACCAGCUUCACUGGGCCGUGUUUCCCCAGUGAAGGAAUAGGGGCUCUUUAGAGUCACGAAUGUUUUAUUGCCAGGGCCAAUGUUCCUUGGACCUUGGUGCGGUGGUCAGGGGAAGGAAUUGGUGCCUGAAGGCUGCCGGGACCUGGUGGUAGAGUGUGUAACCUGGUUCACUCUGACAUGGCAGAUGCUGCUGACGGGGGGUGGGGAUGAGUGGGUGGGGUCUCGCAUCAGAGGACUUGAAGGGGAGCAGGUACACCCCUUAAAUGUGUUUUUGGGAGAAAUUAUACACUCAGCCUCAUUAUGUGAAACCUAUAGGCGGGGCUUGGGGUGGGGGAAAAGAAAGAGGGACACAACUUUCACGGUGGCUUCUUCCCUACCAACACUAAUUUUCCCACACUGUCUGUACAUUUCAAAGGCUUGGUCUCCCGAGUGGGCCUCCUUUUCCCCCUGUGCCAGGGAAAGUAGGGUCCCUCUGGCUGACUUUGGAGUACUGUGAGUUAGGCAGCGUCGAUGCCAGCAUGGGUCUUACUUGAUUGGGGGGGUGGGCUGAGUGAGGGACAGGGUGGGGAUAGGGCGGGGAUGGGGCGUAGUGUGCCAGGGAACUGGAAUCCCUGGUGGAUUUCUGGUUCCUUUGGCGAGAAGGUUCCUUUGGGGAGGCAAGGCAGAGGCAGGCCUGCUGACCGGCUUGUUGCUGGCGCGCACAAAGAUGGGGGUGCCAGCGCAGGUGUGAGCAGGCGUUCUAGUGUGGGCUUUGGUAGUGCCAGCAAGUGGGGGAAGCUUUCAGUAUUGGAGUAGGUCAGCGUGUCCUGCUGCAUUUUAGUUCCCUUUGCACAGCUUGAAAGAAGUAGGUUAUACAGAAUCACACAUCUCCUGACGUUCAUGUGGUAGGCAGAGGAAAGUAAGUUACCUGUGGUGAACAAGUUUCUGCUGCUAGUUGGAGAUCAGUAGAAUUGAACUCAGUUUCUUUUAGAAUAAGAUCAAGUAUAAACCUAAGUUAAAAUUUUUUCCAAAGUAGGAAGUAUUCAAGGACACAGUGACCGAGCUAUAGGCAAUAAGAGCCAUACUAGUUGUUGAGUUGAGUCAGGACUAGGAAGCAAGUUGGUUAUAUCAAUUAAGCAGGCUUUUUUCAAUUUACUGAUGCAGGGGCCUACAGUUUUAUCCAUUUUCAGUAUAGCUUGCCAGUGUUGUUAGAGUAUCCAGAGGCCUUUCAGGAUGGAGACAUUAACUGACUUGAACAUACAGUGUGCUUGUUAGUGUCCAGGCUCAGAGCUGGUGAAACCCUUGUAUUGGGCAUGCACAGGGUUCAACUCCCUGAACUAACUUGUGAGGACUUCAUAAAACCAUUAUCACGACUGGCUGGGGUCCUGGGCAGCACUGUAAUGCCUUUACCGAGACGUGCCGAGCCGUGUCCCCCGAGUGAAGCAGAUGUGGCUGUCGUGGGCCGUUUCCUUUUGCUACACGGGGCGUCGUGCGGCUGGCCUGUGCUGAGCCAGGUGACGGUCUGGGUCCUCGAAGCCUGUGUUGGGAGCUCAGUGGACCCACCACUUUCUUACUUAACUCCUCGUGGUACUGGGGGUUGUACCCCCUGGACUUGUACCACGCAUGCCCGGGGCAAAGCCCCAGUGACUGUGUGGGGCCACCUGGCCGUAGUCCUCCCAUGGAGGGCCAGCUGCUGCUCAGUGGAGAAGGCAGGGAAUCGUGUCUCCACGUUGGCCACACGUUGAUGAGGAACCCACAGAUGGAGCUUCUUGCCGACAAUAUUGACACUAUCCUGUGUUUGUCUCGCCCAAGCCGGAGAGGAAGGCGAGGUUGGCUUGCCAAGCCCUUGAGUGAUGGGUGGUGGGGGUGGGAAGGGGAUGAGGCCCUGCAGGCGGUUGGAGUGUGUCCUCCAGGAGUGAGAGGGGGCGGAGGAGUCCCUGGAGGCCCUGCAUUUCCAUACUCAUCAGGCUUCUCCCAGGUUCUUGAUAGGAGAUGUGAAUUAUUCCCAAAGAUGUCUCAUCAUGAGGAAGAAGGCACUUCCUUUUGUUCACAUUUAGGACUUCUAGUGCCAUAUGCGGUAGCAAAAGGCAAUAUUAGCCAGAUCAGUGUUACAUUGAUUCUAAAAUUACAGUAUCCCCGUUAACCAUCUAUUUUAGGUGCGAAAUAGGUUUGAAGAGUACCUUGGGAAAAAGAAGGCAUUUCCUCUUUGCUUUAAAUCAGUAUGAAUAUUGUAUGCUUAAAUCAAAAACAAAUUUGCACAGGUAGAAAUUCUCUCACUUGUGAAUGGGAGAAGCUGCCCCAGGAAUCCGAGGAUGGUAUUCCGUGGAGCCUGGCUGUGAGAGGUUUCGCUGUCGGUAGAAACCGCAGGGGUUGAGGAAGAAGGGAAUUGGCAUCACCUAAAACGUGCACAUGAACAAGGACUGACAGGAUACUCUGGCCCUAGGAAAGGGCAAGGCGAAACCCCAGGCUCGUCACUGCGGUCUGUCAGAGUCAGGCUAGCGUGGACAGACAGGUGCCCAGCGGGGUCCUCGCCGGCUCUCCUUCAGUCAUUCCUUACGCCCUUCGACGGGAAACCCGAGCACGUCUCACACCGCGCGGCGGACGUGGAGCCUGACGCGUCUGAAGGCUGCGUCAGGCCUCGCAGUGCAGACGCAAUUCGUUCGUGAAUUCACACGAUGACACUGAAUCCUACAGACCAAAAUCCACUUGUCAGCAGGAGCGGUGGCCCAAGCUCAGUGCCAGCGGUCUUCGGGCUCCUCUGAGGGCCGCCACGCUGGGCGAGGGGGGCCAUGCCAAGGGUCCAGGCUGCUUUAGUCCAUCUGUGCCCCGCUCGUUUGGGGACAGAUGGUUUUUCUUUAUUGUAAAAUUGUGGACUUUUAAAACCUGUUGACUAAACAGUAAUUAAUUUAUAUUUGUGAAAAAUGCCACUGUCCUAGUGAUUUCUGAUGUAAAUAAUGUUGUUUAUAUAGUAUGUAUUAAAUUUUCCUACAUUGUAAAACUGCUGUACUUUUGAUUCUUGUAUAUUAAAAAGUGUUACUGAGGAUUUUUAGAAUUGGGCU